Messenger RNA from Aspergillus welwitschiae, 407 nucleotides. RefSeq lists its product as uncharacterized. The transcript has a single exon. The record is from RefSeq and is a predicted model, not a curated record. Bases 83 to 265 code for a protein of 60 amino acids. NCBI's taxonomy places the organism in Eukaryota, Fungi, Ascomycota, Eurotiomycetes, Eurotiales, Aspergillaceae.
CGAAAUGGAUGUCUAUACGAAACGGUCGAGCCAAACGGAGAUGGCUGGAUGGGGCACAUCCAACUUCCCGCUGCGUGUUUGAAUGACGGGCAGCCUGACUGACUCCAUAGCAGUUUACUUAGUCUACUGUGUUCUUAGUGCCUGUCUGUCUACUUACUACUCAUCGCCUUGCCAGACAACGGUGCAACAGUUGCCAGGUCUGUCCUGUUUUUUUCUCCGGCCACCAACCACUCUUUCCACCCAAAAAGAAAACAGUCUGGUUUAGAUCUCACCGUCUUUUUGAAGCAUCGCCAACCCCGUUGGCUGGCAGCGAGGACCUUAUCCAACACAUGAGCGAACUAUUGCCAAAACUAAAGUGUAAAGUUCAGCAGCCGCCUUCUGAAUCAACCCGACCCCCUCCAAACCAU